Messenger RNA from Batrachochytrium dendrobatidis JAM81, 2606 nucleotides. RefSeq lists its product as uncharacterized. Gene Ontology annotation, cellular component: ribonucleoprotein complex; nucleus; cytosol. Gene Ontology annotation, molecular function: poly(U) RNA binding; mRNA 3'-UTR binding; poly(A) binding. The transcript has 2 exons. The record is from RefSeq and is a predicted model, not a curated record. The coding region runs from base 108 to 2264 and encodes 718 amino acids. Lineage: Eukaryota; Fungi; Chytridiomycota; Chytridiomycetes; Rhizophydiales.
CAACAAGCAGAAGGAAAUUCAGAAAAACUACUAAAAAAUCUCUAAAAAAACUACUAAAAAACCUUUAAAAACCCAAAAAAAACAUCAUUACUAUUAAAUAUAAGAUCAUGGCCACUUCUGCACCUACUACUACUGCUGCUCCUACCAUGUCCGCUUCUGCUGCCGCUGCUGCCGCCGCUGCCGUUACUGUACCAGUCGCUACCACAGGCACUGUUCAAGGCGCUGAUGCUUCCUUUGCUCACCAGCAGCAGACUGCCUUUACCGGAGCUGCUGCUCCUAUCAUGACCGGUGCAACUCCUGCUUCGCUGUACAUUGGUGACCUUGAGCCAUCUGUUACUGAGGCUAUGCUUUUCGAGGUCUUCAACAUGGUUGGCCCUGUCGCUUCGAUUCGUGUUUGCCGUGACGCUGUCACCCGUCGCUCUCUUGGAUAUGGCUAUAUCAACUAUCUUGAUAUUGCUGAUGCAGAGCGUGCUCUUGAUACGCUCAACUACACUACUGUUCGUGGUAACCCUGUUCGAAUUAUGUGGUCCAACAGAGAUCCCGCCUUGCGUCGUGCUGGCACUGGCAACAUUUUCAUUAAAAACUUGCACACCACUAUUGACCACAAGGCUCUGCACGACACCUUUUCUGCUUUUGGAAAAAUUCUGUCCUGCAAAAUUGCCAUGGACGGUGAACGUUCUCUUGGUCAUGGUUUUGUCCACUAUGAGACUAUGGAAAUGGCAGAAAAUGCCAUCAAGCAUGUCAAUGGUAUGUUGCUUAACGACCAACAGGUUUAUGUUGGUUUGCAUAUUUCCAAAAAGGAACGCAGCUCUACUAUUGAGGAGAAGCGCUCUAAAUUCACCAACAUCUAUGUCAAGAACAUUGAUGCCUCUGUUGAUCAAAAGGCUUUUGAAGAGAUGUUCCAUCCCUUUGGUACCACCGUUUCUUGUGUGUUGAUGGUCGAUGAAGAAGGAAAUUCCAAAGAGUUUGGUUUUGUCAACUAUGAAAACCACGAGGACGCUCGUCGUGCUGUUGAAGAGAUGCACGAAAAGGAAAUUGGCGGUAAGCAGAUCUACGUUGGUCGUGCUCAAAAGAAGUUUGAGCGCGAGGAGGAGUUGCGUCGUCAGUACGAGAAAAUUCGUGAAGAAAAGCUUUCCAAGUACCAAGGUGUCAAUCUAUUUGUUAAAAACAUUGACGAGUCUAUUGAUGACGAGAAACUCCGCCAAGAGUUUUCUGUCUUUGGUGCCAUUACCUCUACCAAGAUUAUGGUCGAUGAAAAGACUGGAAUUUCCAAAGGAUUUGGAUUCGUGUGCUUUUCCAACCCUGACGAGGCUACCAAGGCCGUGACCGAGAUGAACAACCGUAUGCUGGCCAACAAGCCCAUUUACGUUGCUCUCGCUCAGCGCAAAGAAGUUCGUCGCCAGCAGUUGGCCGCUCAGAUGCAGCAGCGUGCCAUGAGGGCCCACCAGCAAAUGAUGCCUCCUGGCUAUCCAGGUGCAUCCAUCUUUUACCCUCCAGGUGGAGUUCCUCCCCAGGCUCGUGGUUACUUCAACCCCCAGCAAGCUCAACAACAGAUGAUGGCACGUCCCCGCUGGACUGGUCCUGGACAGCCUCCUCAUAUGCAGCAGCCCGGAUUCCCUCCCCAGCAGAUGCCUCCUCACAUGCAACAGCCUGGUUUCCCACCCCAGCAACAGCCAUAUGCCAUUGUGCCUGCCACUCCAGGUGCUCGACCUCCUCGUCAGACUCGUCCUGCUGGAGGUCGUGGUCAGGCUAUCCACCACCAAGGUAUGCAAAUGCCCAUGAUUCAACAGCCAGGUGCUCGUCCCCUUGCUGGCUACGGUCAGCCAGGUGCUGCAGCGGGUGGUGUGAUGCCUGCCAACGUCGCUGCUCGUGGACGCGGCGCAGGCUUCAAGUACGCUCCUAAUGUCCGUAAUGCACCUGCCACUGGCGGAGCGGCCGAUGCCGCCGGAUCUGCUACUGCUACCGGUGGUGCAGCUACUCCCGCUCCUGCUGCCGCUGGGCGUCCCGUUUUGAAUGCUGCUACUUUGGCAUCUAUGCCUCAGGAUCAGCAGAAGCGUGCUCUCGGUGAAGUACUUUUCCCACUUGUCCAUGCUCAAUCUCCCCAACUUGCUGGAAAGAUUACUGGAAUGCUGCUUGAAAUGGACAAUGGUGAGCUUCUUCAUCUGCUCGAGUCUCCUGAAACUCUUGCUUCCAAGGUCAGCGAGGCCAUGAUUGCUUUAGAAGAGCAUAUGCGCGAGGCUGCUGCUACCACCGAGGAUGCUUAAGUUGGCAGAUAUUUCUUAGAUCUGAUACAUGGUCUACAUUCCACUGUUUGACCAGCCCUAUUGUCUUUUACUUUCAUUACUUUUCCCGCUUGCACACAUACUUUGCAUUUUCGUUAUAUGACGGCGACCAUUAUUACUAUUCCUAGUCGCUAAACUGUUUUGCUAAAGCUAAUACAGAUGGAUUGUUUUUUUUUCAAUCCAACAACUCAAACAUCAUCACUCAAGUUUUUCAUCCGAAUUUACUUCCAUAUAUUGUUCUUUUUAAAGCGAAUUCAUAUCAUUUAGCUUCAAUGAAAUUAUUUAAAAAGGUCGGUAUUGUUGAGAGAGCAGCCACCAAUCAAU